AUGGCACGCUACACCAGAGGCAGCAUCCAUCCUAAUGCAGCAGACCCCAUUCCCUGUGGGGUAAACAGCACCACAGAGCCUGAGCUUCCCCAUUUACACGCCUACUACGCCCUUUGCUACUGCAUCUUGAUUCUGGCCAUCGUCUUUGGGAACGUGCUGGUCUGCUUGGCUGUGCUGAGGGAAUGUACCUUGCAAAGCACAACCAACUACCUUGUGGUGAGCCUGGCAGUGGCAGAUUUGCUGGUGGCUAUUUUGGUGAUGCCAUGGAUGGUGUACCUGGAGGUGACCAGAGGGGUCUGGAUGUUUAGUCGUAUCUGUUGUGAUAUCUUCGUCACCAUGGAUGUAAUGAUGUGCACAGCCAGCAUUCUGAACCUCUGCGCCAUCAGCAUUGACAGAUACACUGCAGUGGUGAAACCAGUUCAGUACCAGUACAGCACUGGGCAGAGCUCCUGCAGGAGGGUCUCUCUCAUGAUUGUGAUACUCUGGAUGCUGGUGUUCGCAGUGUCAUGCCCUCUGCUCUUUGGCUUCAAUACUACAGGGGAUCCCAGUGUCUGUUCCAUAUCCAACCCUAGUUUCGUCAUCUACUCCUCUUUGGUGUCCUUCUACCUCCCCUUCAUGGUGACCCUGCUGCUCUGUGUCCGGAUUUACCUCAUGCUCAGACAGAGGCAAAAGAAGCAAACCCUCACCCAGCAGGGCAGCCAGAGCGCCAGCACCAAACCAUGUUAUGCACACCAAGAACACAUGGAGAGAAAAGCUUUGCCAAACAGAUGCCAAGGCAUGUUUUCUCCCCGUCUCUCGCUCAAAUGCACAGGCCAGGAGAUGUCUACAAAAAGGAGGUUGCUGACUGUCUUCAGCCUGCAGCGGUACCAAAGCUUCUGCCACGAGGCAUCCCUCACCAAGGCACCAGGGACUACCCAAAAGAGAAGGUGGGAAAAGAGGAGAAGGAGCAUGCAGCCAGCAGUGGAGGUACAGAGGCUUAGCAAUGGUAGAAGUAUCGGCAGCUUGAGGCUGGCACAGCAGCCGCCUCGGCUGAUCCAGCUGUGGGAGAGGAAGGCUACACAGAUGCUGGCAAUUGUCCUGGGGACAUUCAUAGUUUGCUGGCUACCUUUCUUCUUGAUUCACAUCCUCAAUGCCCACUGCCCAUCCUGUCACGUGCCUCCAGGGCUUUACAGUGCCAGCACCUGGCUUGGAUACGUCAACAGUGCCCUCAACCCCAUCAUCUACACAACUUUCAACACUGACUUUCGCAAAGCCUUCCUUAAGAUCCUCUGCUGCUGA
Messenger RNA from Cinclus cinclus, 1278 nucleotides. RefSeq names its product dopamine receptor D3 (gene DRD3). Gene Ontology annotation, molecular function: dopamine neurotransmitter receptor activity, coupled via Gi/Go; G protein-coupled receptor activity. Gene Ontology annotation, cellular component: plasma membrane. Gene Ontology annotation, biological process: adenylate cyclase-activating adrenergic receptor signaling pathway; adenylate cyclase-inhibiting dopamine receptor signaling pathway. The coding region runs from base 1 to 1278 and encodes 425 amino acids. The record is from RefSeq and is a predicted model, not a curated record. The transcript is spliced from 6 exons. NCBI's taxonomy places the organism in Eukaryota, Metazoa, Chordata, Aves, Passeriformes, Cinclidae.